AUGUUGCGAUCCAAAACUUACCUCAAACGAACGAAAAAAGGAAUCGUGAAAGCUGUGCAGGAACAUUACCUACGUGAUGAUAUAUGGUGUUCUGUCGAGUUCUGCUCAAUAUGUGCUCAUACUCAACCAAUUUUAAGCGCGAACCCAGCGACGACAGUCCUCGUUCCUACACCUCAUUAUCUUGUUCCCGAUACGAAUGUAUUCUUUAAUCAGAUUGACCUGAUUGAGCAUCCUGCUUUGAAAGACGUUAUCGUGAUGCAGACAGUGUAUGAGGAGUUAAGACAUUUGAAUCUGACAAUUUAUAAUAGACUGAAAAAAGUCAUUGAAGAUCCGCAACGCCGGUUUUAUGUAUUUUCCAAUGAACAUCAUCGCAAAACUUAUGUAGAGCGUUUGAAACAAGAAUCUCCUAAUGACAGAAAUGAUAGAGCUAUACGAGAGGCUAUUAAAUGGUAUACAAGUCAUCUUCAAGACUCAUCCACGAAUGAUCAUAAAGUCGUACUUCUAUCUGACGAUGCUGCUAACCUAAAGAAGGCGAAAUCGGAAGGCUUACUUGCAUACUCUGUUGAAAAGUACGUUGAAUCGAUUACAGAAACGCCUGAACUAGUUAAUAUGCUCAGAAACAUGUCCGUCUCUGAUGAUUCUGAAAAGAAGGUUACAUAUGAUGAGUAUCUUAGUUCUGCGCAGAUUGCAAAUGGACUAAAGAAUGGUACCUUAUACCAAGGAACUCUCAGUAUCAGUAUGCACAAUUAUCUGGAGGGCUCUAUUGCACCAGUCAUUGAUGGACAGGAAAAUCAGAUUAUGAUAAUAAAUCGCGAUAGGAUGAAUCGUGCCAUCCAAGGGGACGUGGUUGCUGUGCAGCUUCUUCCCAGAUCAGAAUGGCGCAGAACGCCAUCAGCUGUCAUUGUGGAAGAAGACGAGGAAAACGCUAUUCUUCAGGAUUUAAAUGAAGCUGAGAUCUCUCUCGACCAGACUAGUAAUACAGAUUUCGGAGAGCUCCAACCAACUGGUGCUGCUGGGGACAAAACAACCGAGACCGAGGUGUUACUUCUCGAGCACGAUGUUCCUUUUCAAGAUUUUUCGACACAAGUGUUGUCUUGUCUGCCUUCUGAGGGGGAAUCAUGGAAAGUAACAAAUGAAUAUCAGCAUAGGAUGGACUUCAGAAAUUUGAAUGUUUCAAGCAUCGACCCGCCUGGUUGCGAGGACAUCGAUGAUGCCUUGCACGUGCGUAUUCUACCAAAUGGGAAUUAUGAAGUUGGUGUUCAUAUUGCAGACGUUACGCAUUUUGUGAAGCCUGGUACCUCAUUGGAUGAAGAGGCAGCGGUUCGGGGAACGACUGUUUAUCUAGUCAAUAAACGUGUGGAUAUGCUGCCAGCCUUGCUUGGAAGUACGGGUGUUGAGAGAUUAGCGUUUUCGUGUAUGUGGGAGUUAAAUGAUGAUGCAGACGUUGUUAAGACCCAAUUCGCAAAAAGCGUAAUAAUUUCAAAAGCUGCAUUGACAUACGAGGAGGCUCAACGGCGAAUAGAUGAUUUGCACAUGCAAGACGAUUUGACCAAAGGCUUGCGCAUACUAAAUCAACUUGCCAAAAAACUUCGGGGAAAACGUAUCGAACGAGGAGCUUUGACUCUUGCCAGUCCAGAGGUUCGAUUCAAGUUAGAGAAUGAUUCUCAAGAUCCCCUUGACGUUGAAGUAUCCUUAGCAGCCGAAGAAAUGAAAGAAUUACGCGAAACCAAUGCGCUAGUGGAAGAGUUUAUGUUACUAGCCAAUAUAUCUGUUGCCGAGGAGAUUUUUAGGAAGUUUCCAGCUUCAUCUUUACUGAGGAAACAUCCUCCUCCGACUUCAUCGAAAUUAGAAAAAUUGUCGAAAGCCAUAGAUGAAUUCGGAUUAACGCUUCAGUAUGAUUCCUCAAAAGCUCUUGCAGAAUCCUUGGAUAAAGCUGUUAUUCCGCAAGAACCUUAUUUCAACACGCUUUUAAGGAUUCUCACUACUCGAUGUAUGAUGCAAGCAACAUAUUUUUGUUCCGGCAGUAUACCUCAGAAGGAGUUUAUGCACUAUGGUCUCGCUACUCAAAUAUAUACCCAUUUUACAUCUCCUAUUAGAAGAUACUCGGAUAUAGUGGUUCAUAGACUGUUAGAGGCAUGUAUUGAUGAGAACUUAUCAUACGGAAGUGAAUUAACGGACAUUAAAAAGAUAACUCAAUUAUGUGAAGUUUUGAAUUAUCGUCACAGGAUGGCUCAACAGGCCGCUCGAAGUUCAGUAGAGUUGCAUACACACCUGUUUUUUAAAAACAGGAAAGAAAAGAAUGAGGGCUUUGUCACACGCACAUUGAAGAAUGGAUUUAUUGCUUUAAUUCCACGGUUAGUACUGAUGAUAUUCCAUCAAGAUUUAAGCGACUCUACUGAAAAUAUUCUUAAAUUUAUUAGUUAUGGAAUAGAGGGUAUUGUUUUAGCUGCUCAAAAGCCAGGCCUGAUAUCUCCAGUUGUGUACAAUACACGCACAAAUAGUCUUGACUCAACGUCUAGCUCAACGAAAAUCAAGUUAUUUGACAAAGUUUUGGUUCAAAUAAGUGUAGAUGAAGAUCUUGUCGGGGAAGGAGCAGGAGGCAUGAGACAGAAACUGAGAAUAGAACUAGUUGAGCCUUUUAUAUUUGGUUUUAGUGUAUCGGUAAGCGAGGAGAAUAAUAGUGUAAGACGAUCCGAUGAAGAGAUUGGUAUUCAAGUAAAGCGAAUGAAGAUGGACUAG
Paraglomus occultum is the source of this 2739-nucleotide messenger RNA. The record is from the annotation of a GenBank genome assembly. Lineage: Eukaryota; Fungi; Glomeromycota; Glomeromycetes; Paraglomerales; Paraglomeraceae.